Saccoglossus kowalevskii is the source of this 4253-nucleotide messenger RNA. Its product is annotated as rho GTPase-activating protein 5-like. The record is from RefSeq and is a predicted model, not a curated record. Gene Ontology annotation, cellular component: cytosol. Gene Ontology annotation, biological process: regulation of cell size; Rho protein signal transduction; regulation of axonogenesis. Lineage: Eukaryota; Metazoa; Hemichordata; Enteropneusta; Harrimaniidae. Gene Ontology annotation, molecular function: GTP binding; GTPase activity; GTPase activator activity.
CCGGAGGGCAGCAAUGGCGACCCUAUGUUAGCUAAAUGACACACUUGUUUUAUAAUUUUUCCGGCCCUCUUUCCGGCUCCUUCAUCGUUGCACUGUUGAAACAGUUACUCAAGCCCAGAGUUAAGGCGUCACAAGAUAUACCCGCCGUCUUUCGUCUUAUCUAGGCGUCUUGUUGGUGAGCCAUGAGUUGAAGCCAAACCUUGUCACAGGAAACAACAAUGUACACACCUUGUUCUCCUACCUAUGUCCAGCAUCUAUGUAAAUGUAUGAUUGCAACGUAGCAUGAAUACAUGACAAUUGAUAACUAAACCAAAAUGGCCAAAAAGACUGAUAAAUCUUUCAACAUAGCUGUGGUCGGCCUCUCUGGUACUGAUAAAGAUAAAGGCGCUUUGGGAGUUGGGAAAUCCUGUCUCUGUAAUCGCUUUGUGAGUCCGCAUGCCGAUAGCUAUGCUACCAACCACAUCUCAAUUCUUAGUCAGACUGAUUUCAGUGGACGAGUAGUGAAUAAUGACCAUUUUCUUUAUUGGGGAGAAGUCUACAGACAGUGGGACGAUGAUGAGCUCACAUUCCAUAUCAUAGAACAAACAGAGUUUAUUGAUGAUACAUCUUUCCAGCCCCUGAGAGGAACCAACACUGCAGUUUACCAUAGGCGAUGUACUGGAAUAAGGCUUCAUUCUGCAGAAAAACUCAUGUAUAUUUGUAAAGAUCAGUUAGCAUUGGAACACGAGUACCCACAAAAGCAGCUUCCAGAUGGAAAGAUCAACAUUGAUGGAUUUCUAUGUGUCUUUGAUGUUAGUAAUGUCAGCAAUCGUACACUGGAUCAGCAAACAAAGUUUCUGGACUCUGUACUCAGCUCUAUUAGCAAGACUAAAAAACCUGUUGUUAUUGCCACUACAAAGUGUGAUGAGGGUUUCGAAAAUUACAGAAAAGAAGCAGAGAAGUAUGCAUCAAGCAAGAAAGUCCAGAUUGUGGAGACGUCUGCACACGAAAACGUCAAUGUUGACACGGCAUUCCUGCUACUGGCCCAGAACAUUGAUAAAAAGAUUCGUGUAAAGAAUACGCCGUACAGUGAGGCAUCAAAGCAUCAGAAACAACUCAUAGACUCAGUCACAGAGAAGUACAGUGCACUUUUAAAAAGUGCUGUUGAGGACUGCCACACACUGUGGAAAAUUACGAAAGAGAAAUUUGUAAAUAACAGAGACUACUUGAGAUACGUAGAUGUGUUGGGUGAAAAAUCUGCUCAUACUAUAUUCCGAAAACACAUAAGGUUGUUGAAAGACACUCAUCAAACUAAAAAACUUGUACAUUACUUAAACACAUUACCUAAGGCAUUUGAAGAACUUCUUCCAGAUUUGGAAACUAUAGAUGGAAGACCCUGGCAAGCUUGCCAUCAGAUAAUUCUUAAUCAUCCUAACUUUGACAAGUGGUUUGUGAAGUUAGGUGUUGAUGAGAACUGGAAGGAAAGUGACUUUAUACAUACUGAAGAUCCCAGAAUACCAUACGAUGUGCUCACCAGAAAUGAACAAGACACUGAAAUGAUAUUCAGGAACCAUAUCAAUAAGCUUAAUGCUGAGGAAAAGAAAUCCAGAAUGAGGCUUGAUUUCAAGAAGCUGCUAGAAAAAACGGGCACCAUUACACCGGGCAAGCCCUUCGAUGAUGUCAUUAUAUUCCUAAUGGGAGACGAAAGUUACAGGUUACUUGAUGAACAGGAUAAAAAGAAAAUCUAUCAUGCUCAUCAAAGAGAAUUGGCUGAAGGUGCUAAGGAAGACUUUAGGGAACUCCUGUUUGAGCAUUCUGAGUUGUUUGCUAAGCUGGACUCUAAUAAGAAUGUCUCAAAGGAAGACUUGAAAGAAAUACACGAGGCCCUGAAACGAGAACCAAGAUAUGCUGCUUUGAGUCUGGUUGAAAAUGACAGAGAUGUUCUCCUCCUUCGCCAUAUUGGUUUUGUCCACAACCCAAGAAGAGAAACCUGUCUUAGCGCCGACACGUGUAUGGAUAAUCUUGUAGAAAAAUGUUUUGAUGGGAAUGCACACAGGCCGUCAUCUUGGAACAGACAUUCUUCUUAUGUGGAACCGAAUAAUAAGCUGAACGUAGUCCUCUUAGGAGCAGACGGUUUAGCAGACGAGCUUGCAAAUGAGAUCAGGUCGCAGUCAUGUGAAGAAGACUAUACUUUAGAUGGCAGCAUCCAUAGUUUAGACCUUAAGACAAUAUUACAGUGUGCAUUUGUAGAUAUGCCAAAAGAUCCCCUGUGGCAUGGCAAACGAUUUCAUGAUGCGCAAAUAACACAGUCUUUCCGUGCUAUAAUAGCAACUAUUAGAAUACGAAGUGGUCUCAGCGGAGGAGAAAAUAACCGAGAAAUCAUGGAACCAGACAUCAAAAUUCAAUUAUGUAUGAUGUGUGGGGAUCCCUACCCAGCUGAUCUAGUCUUAGGUCCACUGGUCAACCACCAGUGCUGCUGGAUCAAUCCAGACAAAGCCCAAACCAUUGCAUUAGAUACAUUCCUCGGAUCAGAGAAAAGAAAAGUUGAAGUUAUGGCUGUAUCCUACCAUCAGGCAACAACACUGAAGCAAGACCUGCACCAUGGUUACAUCUUAGCUUACUCUGCCAAAAGAAAGGCCUCGUUUUCAAUGUUAAAAGCAUUUUCUCAGAAAGUGACCCAUGUUCCUAUCUUGAUUGUGGCAGUAACUGAUACUGACAUGUUUUUCUCGGACUCUGAUGCUCAGAAACUAGUGACUGAAGGGAAUAAAUGGGCAGAUGAACUCAAAGUGAAAUUCAUCACAGCAUCAGCAAAAUUUAGACAGCAAGCUGCUGUGUUUACAUCAUUCUUUAAAGAAUCAUUUGAUAAGAAAUCAAAUUCUGAAGCUCAUUUCCGAUUAAUACGCAGUCUAUCAAUAGAAAGUGUGAAUACAGGACCAGUAAUAAAUAUGCGGACACGGAAGCCAGAACCCUUGCCACCAGGAACACGACUUAGUUUGUAUAACAAAGCCUCUGACUAUUAUGAUGUGGUCACUCCACCACCAAAAUAUAACACGACUGGCAGACCCCCCAAAAAAUCUAAAGAUGCAAUUGAUCUGAUACAUAACACAAGCAUUCAAAGGCGACCACCACCACCAACACCGCCAAGCAAACCACCACGGAUAUCUGAGUCACCACAUGAAGGUUGGGUAUCUAACACUAUCUAUGAAAGUAUUGAUCCUAUUUCAACGAAAUCAGUUCCUCCUUGGCAACACAGGCCUCUACCACACUCUCUCCCACCUGGUGAUGGUCCAUAUCCCACUGAGGAUAUUGAAAUCCCUGCAUGUUUUAUCCCUUAUACGUACACUGUCAAUCAUGAUGAAAAACUACAGAGGAAGAAGAAGGGUAAAGAGGAGAAAGAGUUAGAAAAACAACGCAGGAGGGAGGAGAAGAGACAAAGAGAAGAAGAAAAGAAAAAGCAGAAAGAAGAAGAAAAACGAAAGAGAGAUGAAAGGAGGAAAAAGCAGUCGGUGCAAGCAGGGAAAGGAGGUGGCACUCCAUCAGUGUCUUAUAAUUACUUUGGAGAAAGUUUAGAGGAUAUAGUGACGGAUGAAGAGAGAGUGCCUUUGUUUGUUGUCAAGUGUGUUGAGUAUUUAGAAGAGCAAGGACUCACUGCAGAAGGCUUAUACAGAGUUCCUGGUAAAGCAAUUGAUAGUGACCUUAUUCUUCAGAAAUUUGAUGAAGACAACACAGUCAAUAUUGCUGAACUGAAUGUUGGUGUAAAUGCUGUAGCAACAGCCCUCAAGUUUUUUUUUAGUGAGCUACCUGAACCUGUCAUUCCUGUCAGUAUGCAAAGAGAUUUUCUUGAAGCAGUUGGUAGACAAGAUGAUACAAAGCUGACUGAAUUGAAGAGAUUAUUAGGAACAUUGCCACAUGCAAAUGCUGAUGUGUUUGGUUAUAUGAUGACUCAUUUAAAUAUGGUAACGCAGUACAGUCAGGAUAACUUAAUGAACUGUGAGAACUUAUCCGUAUGUUGGUGGCCAACCUUACUACAUCCUGAAUUCAAUUCUUUUGAAGCGAUGGCUCAGAACAUGAAAAUGAGAGAUAUUAUUGAACUCUUCAUUUCGAAAGCUAGGUAUUUUUUUGUGCCAGAAGAGACGUAGCUUGAAUGCAUAUAUAAUUAACAUAGUAAUUUCCUAGUCUACACCAGGACUAAGUUAGCAAGGUUCUUUCAGUGCAAAGUUUUAGUCAACGCUGUUUUUUUUUUUGUUUUUUUUUUACAAACUAAGUUUGGAUGG